This is a messenger RNA of Suillus subaureus, 933 nucleotides long. RefSeq lists its product as uncharacterized. Bases 1 to 933 code for a protein of 310 amino acids. The transcript has 6 exons. The record is from RefSeq and is a predicted model, not a curated record. Lineage: Eukaryota; Fungi; Basidiomycota; Agaricomycetes; Boletales; Suillaceae.
AUGUCUUACCCGUACCCUCUCGCUAGGCAAAACGCCCAAGCAUCAUCUUACUCAACACUCUCCGGUGCACUUGACCCUGCACCGGCUCAGUCGAUGUAUUGUCCCGUUCGGCCGAACGCUACCCCCGAUGAAGGAAUACCGAUCUCCCAGUAUUUACGUGCUCAGGCAUCGGCAAUCCCGGACCUCUCAGGUGCCCUCGGCCCUGCACCACACCAAUAUGCAAUGCGUUCACAAGCCCCCGUGUAUGCUGGGGCACCCGUCACCACAUACUCAGCCGUCCCCCAUACGUUAAGCGGCAACUACGAAGGGUCGUUUUCUGCCCGCCCUGCUUACCCAUACCCUGAGAGGAACGUUUUACACCCUGCCAAGUACACGGCCAACAUGCCGCCCGCUGCGCACAAAAAGACGUACAAGAUCGUCAUUCCUUCAGGAUUCCAUCAGCUGCCACAGCCAAUUGACAUUGAAAAAUGUGCGGGGCCGACUUCGUGGAGCAGGAUUGGAUCCCAGCAUGCCGGUAUCAAGUUUAACAGGAAGGGUGGAGGGUCCCCGUUCCGUGUUGACGAGUUGAUUGAGCUCGAGGAUAAGCCAGAGGUAGAAGGUGGCCAUGAUCAGGUGUUUAAUGGCAUGGAAGAGAGGUGCAUCAAGGUCUUGAUCACGUGGCCUGGAUACAGUCAAUAUCCCGUGGAAAGGCGGGUCUCCACCGAGAAUGGAACUUUCAAGAGGGAAAGGCUGCUCAAGUUGUUGGCGAAGUACGUCGAGGAGCUUGUGCACGAUAUCCACCGCAGAUCGAGACGUGUGGAAAAAGGAUACGAGAAAUACGAGCUUGCAUGGAGGCCACGCGGGCUGCCCAGCAUCUGGAGAGACUGUUUGAUCACUAGUCUUGUCCACAUAUCGGGAUCCAACUGGCAGGUAGAACUUUAUGUGAGGGCUUGA